AUGUUUCUCAACGGCAGACCUCUCCCCGAAUCCAAGAGGAGGAAGAUGAUCGAGCUGGCCUCAGAGGGAGUCCGUCCCAGCCAGAUCUCCAGGAUACUCCGGGUACGCAAAAAACUGUUUGGCGUAAAUAUAACUUUGUGCUUUAAUACGCGCACUGACCAUUGCGUAUUUCAGGUGUCAAACGGCUGUGUCAGUAAAAUCCUGAACCGAUUCCGACGAACUGGACGCCUGGAGCCCAAGACCAUUGGAGGAAGUCGACCCCGGCUUCUCACCCCGGGUGUCAUCUCCACAAUCAUCCAGUGCAAGAGGGAAAAUCCAACAAUCUUUGCUUGGGAGAUUCGUAAACGUCUCGUCUCAGCUCGGAUGUGCAAGGCCUCUAAAAUCCCCAGCGUGAGUUAACGAGAUUUCCAGUGUUGUGUUCAUAUAUUUAAACAUAUUCCAGCAUUUUAUUUGCCUUUUUAUAUGCAUUUUCUCACAAGGUAUCGUCGAUUAAUCGGAUUUUGAGAAAAAUCCACUUGGACCAUGGGCCGAUGUGCAUGGAGAUCAGUGCGCACAACAGAACCGAGCAGAGUGAGUCUCUCCACGGCUCAUAGUUUGUAAAAUAAAUGAAAUAAUUUAGUAGACUGCUUCACCAGUAAGUAAUGAUACAACCCCAAUCCCAUUAGCACUGGGAUACUGUGUAAAACCUGUAUUUUGAAAAUUGCAUGAGUAGCCAGCAACACCUUUCAAAACAGCUGUUUAACAUUAGGUAACAGAAGAGAUCAGUUUCUGAAGUUUGGAAAGUAAAGUGUUGGCCCUUUCUCCCCUAAUAUGGGAUUUCAGGUGCUUUCAGUUUGAAGUUACAUUUGUUGUAUUUUUGUGUCAAGAUGCAUCAAAUGUUUUCAAUUAGUGACAAGUCCAGAGAGUAGAUGGGCCAGUUUAAGCCCUGGACUCUUCUACUAUAGAGCCAUGCUGUUUCUGAUGCAAAAUGCAAAUGUUGCAAUGCAAAUUAUCGUUUGGCAUCUUCUUGCAGUAUUUUGCAAAGUCAGCCCUAAAAAUAACAGUUCAAAAAUACAGAGCUGGGUCUGAUUUGCAGGGUAAAUCUGCAGUAGCUCAGGAGGUAGAGCGGUCGGCCAAUAACCGUAAGGUUGGCAGUUCAAACUCUGCCUUAUCCCUAGUCUGUCCGUUGUGUCCUUGGGCAAGACAUAUAACCCACCUUGCUCCCAGUGUGUGUCCUCCACUGGUGUAUGAACGUGAGUGUUGUGUGGUGGUGGUCGGAGAGGCCGUAGGCGCCAACUGGCCGCCACGUUUCCGUCAGUCUGCACCAGGGCAGCUGUGACUCCUAAGGCAGUUUACCGCCACCAGGUGUGACUGUGUGAGUGAAUGAACAAUGUAUCCAAUGUAAAGCACUUUGAGGUCAGAUAAAAAGUGAUAUAAAAUCUGAUGCAUUAUUAUUAUAUCAUAUUUCUUUUUGCAAAGUGAUGUUAUGUGUCUUGUUGUAUCUGCAGACUUUGUUCCACUAAUUCAAGAAGAAGUGAUUGAGAGAAAUACUUUUGAGACCAUUUGCAGCAACAAUCGAAAACCCAAAGGCUCCCAGCACCGAAUCAGAACCACCUUUACCCCUGAGCAGAGCACAGUGCUUGAACAAGGUGACUUGAAAUCUCAAACCAACACACUCCUGCAAUCCCCCCACCUGGACUUCCUGUCAAAUUCUCAUUUUUAUCCCCCAAAUACAGAAUUUUCCCACAGCCAGUACACAGACCUCUUCACCAGAGAAAAACUGUCAGCUGAGAUCAAAGUCCCUGAAGAAACCAUCAAGGUGACACAUCAUUUCAAACCGUGAAAAUAAUUCACAAAUGCAUCUUUCUGCUUUUAUGAAGACUGUCUGUCUUUUGAAGGUGUGGUUUUCAAACAGACGGGCCAAAUGGAGGAGGGAGGCUAAACACAGAUGUAGCACACAGGGUAAGUGUGAAAGGACUGGUUGAGUGAAGGCAUACAGGAAACAUAGGUCAUACUAUACUGGUCAGACUGAACAAACAAGACUAAAUGGUGAAUUUUCAAGACCAUUUGAGAGCUGCUUUUACAUGUUUUACAUGACAUUCCUUGGUUGACUUUUAGAGGCUACGACAGAUAAUUAUUUGCAACCUAAUUCUCGUAAUCUGACACAAAGGUGGAUAUUCACAACAUGUGGAAACCAUCCCAGGCCCACCACCAUUCCUCCAUCAAUCCAACCACAUGAUGGCCCACACCAUGACCCGAAAGACUGCACCGGAUCUCCAAUCAGAUAGAUUCACUUUUCCAUUAUUCCACCAUCACGCUGGUCUGAAGACAACUCCUCUCCCUCUGACCACUGAGACAAUAACACCAGAGCACACUGUGACUCCGAUCUGGAACCAGCAGGGAAUUUCUUUCACAUGGAGCCAGUUUCCCCAGCAGCCGUGGGCCCUGAGUCCACAUGGUUACCAAGACUAA
Molecule: messenger RNA, 2451 nt
Organism: Xyrichtys novacula (pearly razorfish)
Lineage: Eukaryota; Metazoa; Chordata; Actinopteri; Labriformes; Labridae
Source: the annotation of a GenBank genome assembly